AUGGAACUCUCUGGAUUUCCACAUCAGGUCGGAGGUCACUUUGGAUUGCUUCAAUGCACUGGCCAUGUUGCGAAGCCUAUGAAUGCACGAGAACUAGCCUUCUACGAGUUGAUGGGCGAAAACUUGCGUCAAUUCGUUCCAGAUUACUGCGGACGUGUACGAGUGUGUGCCACGGUAGACGAUGACGGUGAUCUUCGCUUGGUUGCAGAACCGGUUGUAGAGUGCCACCCGAAACUGAAACGAUCAGGGUCGGUGCGUUUUCAUCUGGAUGAGACUGGAAAAGUUCAGGUUAUCACGGAGAGAGUAGCGAACAACUAUUGGGCUGCCGAGUGUCAGAGCAAGGUUGUGCAUAAAUUACUUGAAGGCUCUUAUUCAUGGUUCAUAUUGCUGAAUAACAUUGUAGCAACAUUCUCACGGCCGUGCGUCCUUGAUCUCAAAAUAGGAACGCGACAACAUGGUGAUGAUGCAUCUGAGUCAAAACGUCAUCGUCAGUUGCGGAAGUGUCGAGAAUCAACGAGUGCAACGUUAGGUGUAAGGAUAGUAGGUAUGCAGCUGUACGAAUCCAGAACGAAGUCCUACACCUUUGUUGACAAGCAAGAAGGCCGCCGGAUUGACGCAGCGCAAUUUCGUUCACAUCUUCAGAGAUUCGUACGAGCGUGUGGGAUUGGACGAGCUGCCCGACUUCGGCAUAGGUUACGAGAAUUGCGUGCGAUACUUAUGGAAUGCAUAGGCUAUCGUUUUUUCUCGUCAUCAUUACUAUUUGCCUUCGAUGCUGACGCGGCCGAUUCCACAACAGAUGAUGCGAUUCGAUUACGCCUCAUCGACUUUGCACAUUCAACAUUCCCCGGUUUUGCGCAGGAUAUCGCCUACGAAGGUGUGGAUGAAGGUUGCUUACUGGGCAUCGACAGUAUUCUGGCGGCCAUCGAUGUCGCCCCGUGUCCCGCCCCCGUCACCACUGCCGCAGUUACUACCGCUGUUCCCGGUGAUGUGGCCCCGACGUGA
Necator americanus (New World hookworm) is the source of this 1002-nucleotide messenger RNA. RefSeq lists its product as uncharacterized. Gene Ontology annotation, cellular component: cytoplasm; nucleus. Gene Ontology annotation, molecular function: inositol hexakisphosphate kinase activity. Gene Ontology annotation, biological process: inositol phosphate biosynthetic process; phosphatidylinositol phosphate biosynthetic process. The transcript is spliced from 8 exons. The record is from RefSeq and is a predicted model, not a curated record. The coding region runs from base 1 to 1002 and encodes 333 amino acids. Lineage: Eukaryota; Metazoa; Nematoda; Chromadorea; Rhabditida; Ancylostomatidae.